AAUCAUCUGCACUCCACACGCGCUGUCUCUCGCGUUAAAUAUUGUUUUAUUUUCUCUUUUUUUCUUUUUCUUUUAUUUUCUUCCGUUUCCCUUCCAAAAAUUUGAAAACCAGAUCGAAAACUUGAACUAAGAGAGUCAGAGUAAGCACUUUGCGACCAGCGCUCUCCGAACCCUAAAUUCCCCGUUUUUCGCGGUAAAAUUCUCGCCGGAUUUAGGCUUUUCCCGCGCUCGGUGCGGCGUAGAGUGCCGGCGGCGGAGGUCUCCUUCGCUCGCUGAGAUAUGGAAGGAGGCGGGAGGCGGAUCACGGUGAGUCCGCGGCCGUGCUGCGGCCGGCGCGUGGUGGCGAAGAAGAGGCCGCGUCUGGUCGACGGCUUCGUCAACAGCGUCAAGAAGCUUCAGCGCCGCGAAAUCAGCUCCAACCGCGACCGCGCUUUCUCCAUGACGGACGCGCAAGAGAGGUUUCGCAACAUUCGCUUGCAGGAAGAAUAUGAUACACAUGAUCCAAAAGGUCCUUCGUCUGCUGUAUUGCAAUUUCUGAGAAAGAGGUCAAAGAUAAUUGAGAUCGUUGCAGCACGUGACAUUGUUUUUGCACUUGCACAAUCCGGUGUUUGUGCAGCAUUUAGCCGAGAGACCAAUGAAAGAAUAUGCUUCUUGAAUGUCAGUCCUGAUGAAGUUAUAAGGAGUUUGUUUUAUAAUAAAAAUAACGACUCACUUAUCACAGUCUCUGUCUAUGCAUCAGACAAUUACAGUUCUUUAAAAUGCCGAAGUACAAGGAUUGAAUAUAUAAGGAGGGUUAAACCGGAUGCUGGCUUUGCUCUUUUUGAAUCCGAGUCAUUAAAGUGGCCAGGUUUUGUAGAGUUCGAUGAUGUAAAUGGGAAGGUGCUCACAUACUCUGCACAAGAUAGUAUAUACAAAGUGUUUGACCUGAAAAACUAUUCCAUGUUGUACUCCAUUUCAGAUAAAAAUGUACAAGAGAUUAAGAUCAGCCCAGGGAUCAUGUUGUUGAUUUUUACUAAAUCAAGUAGCCAUGUCCCACUGAAAAUCCUCUCAAUAGAAGAUGGUACUGUUUUGAAAUCGUUCAACCAUCUCCUUCAUCGGAAUAAGAAGGUGGAUUUCAUUGAACAAUUCAAUGAAAAGCUUCUUGUUAAACAAGAAAAUGAGAAUCUCCAAAUUCUUGAUGUAAGGACUUCUGAGCUAACAGAAGUUAGCAGAAGCGAAUUUAUGACACCAUCUGCAUUUAUAUUUCUAUAUGAGAACCAAUUAUUCCUGACAUUUCGAAACCGAACUGUGGCUGUGUGGAACUUCCGUGGAGAACUUGUAACUUCUUUUGAGGAUCACCUCUUGUGGCAUCCUGAUUGCAAUACAAACAACAUAUAUAUAACCAGUGACCAGGAUCUUAUCAUAUCAUAUUGCAAGGCCGAUUCUGAUGAUUCAUUGUCCGAAGGAAAUGCAGGUUCUAUUAAUGUCAGCAACAUUUUAACUGGCAAGUGUCUUGCAAAGAUAAGAGCAAGUAAUGGCUUACCCAUGGUGAAGGAAUGCAGUUGCAGCGAUGACAAUUGUUCAAGUAGUGCUUGCAAUUCAGGGAAACGAAAGUGUUCCUCCAGAAUUAGGAGCACAGUUGCGGAAGCCUUGGAAGACAUUACUGCUCUCUUCUACGAUGAAGAGCGCAACGAGAUCUAUACCGGCAAUAGGCUCGGUCUGGUUCAUGUCUGGUCUAACUAAUGCACUGUUAAGCUUAUUCUUGCCUUGUGUUUUCUCAUUAGCAUUUAUCCAUGGUUGCGGUGAUAGUCCUCACCUGAUAAUAAUAACCUUUGGGAGAGCUGUAACCAUUAAGUGUUAUUGUAUCAUUCGUUUUUUAGUUUUUUUGUCAUGUCUUAGGCCAGUUUAAUCCGUAGGUGGCAACACCCCUGUAUUAAAGUGAUAGUAUGUUGGUACCUCUCCACAAUAUUGAAGAUGUAAUCUAUAUUUACAUUUAUGGAGUCAGCUCUAUGUAGUGAAAUAUGUGAAUAAAUGUUCACUUUUCUCUGUUCAUUCCUUCUUUGAUACUUUUGCCUUGUUGGGGCCUAGAGUGGAUUAACCUGUUUGCUCUCACAUGGAUUGUUAGAGCCGUAGUGCCAAAUCUGUGUGGGGAUAAAAGGAAAGGGAGAAAGCAAUAGAUAGUGUUGUAUUGUAGCUGUUACACUCUGGUUUCUGAUGGUACUUCAAUCAAUUCAAAUUUUUUUGUUC
Molecule: messenger RNA, 2226 nt
Organism: Glycine soja
Lineage: Eukaryota; Viridiplantae; Streptophyta; Magnoliopsida; Fabales; Fabaceae
Exons: 8
Coding region: 280-1722 (480 amino acids)
Molecular function (GO): protein binding
Source: RefSeq, a predicted model, not a curated record